AUGAACUUUCAAGGUGUCGAAGAUGAAGAAUUGCGGUCUGGUAUAUCAGACGACAAUCAAAGUGGAAUAUCAGGGAUGGGAGGAAUGACCAUUCAUAAGGAGAACAGCAUUACAGAGGAGGAUUUAGAGGAAGAGUUUGUUCAGAUGGAUAAAGAGGAAUUCUACAAGAAGCAUGGAAUUUCCGAGCUGGAUGAUGAAAAUUACAGGGAAGUUUAUUGUCAUUGGGAUAACUGCUUCCUUAGGUUUCGAGAGUUGGAUGAUCUGGUACAGCAUAUAACGAAGGAACAUGCAACGUCGAAGAAGGACAAUGGAGCCUCUGAAUAUUUAUGCAAGUGGGUGAACUGUCCACGCAGAGGCAGCCCUCAGCACAGUCGGUUUGCACUUAUAUCGCAUAUACGGACUCAUACAGGGGAGAAGCCAUUCUAUUGCCUAGUACCCGAGUGUCUUAAGUCGUUUACACGAUCAGAUGCGUUGUUAAAACACUUGAAAACGGUCCAUGAUAUCAAAUCGAACAACCUAGUGGAUGCGUAUGAACUACAGAAUCGAGAAAAUGCGAAAAGUAUGACGGAGCUUGAUCAGGAAUCGAAUUUUAAGGCUUCAAAUGAAGCAGAUCCGCAGAAGAUACUGAACAAACUACACGAUAGGAUGAAAUUGGAACGUGAAUUGGAUCAGGGAUAUGAUGAGUUGAUCGACGACUAUUGUAUGAGUGCCCGGAAAGGCGAAGUGGAUAGCUUCUUGCAAGGACCAGUGGCAGAUUUGUUCGAUCUAAGGGGUAUAAAGUUCAAUCCAGCAUUAAAGGACAAUGUCUACAAGGAUACGAGGCUUGCAUUAUCGAAUUACAACUUGAAAAAGAAGGCCUUGGAGGAAAAACAGUCUGGGCAAGGAGGCGUUGUUUCAGUGAGGGAAGUAACAGACGAUACCAUAAACAAUAAGUGGGACGCAAAAACAUUGGAAAAGAACUUUGAUAUCCUACAGGAAUACUACAACAAGUUGACCAAACUCAAGAGCGUGCUAGAUAGUGAGCUUGGCCAUUCGACAGAACUGGCUCGAUAUUGGUGGAUGAAAAAAGAGACAGCAUUUGACGCUGUGAUGAAACAAGAUGGAAUAAAUGAAUAA
Molecule: messenger RNA, 1116 nt
Organism: Brettanomyces nanus
Lineage: Eukaryota; Fungi; Ascomycota; Pichiomycetes; Pichiales; Pichiaceae
Exons: 1
Coding region: 1-1116 (371 amino acids)
Biological process (GO): regulation of transcription by RNA polymerase II
Cellular component (GO): nucleus
Molecular function (GO): RNA polymerase II cis-regulatory region sequence-specific DNA binding; DNA-binding transcription factor activity, RNA polymerase II-specific
Source: RefSeq, a predicted model, not a curated record